Cricetulus griseus (Chinese hamster) is the source of this 1263-nucleotide messenger RNA. The record is from RefSeq and is a predicted model, not a curated record. Lineage: Eukaryota; Metazoa; Chordata; Mammalia; Rodentia; Cricetidae.
GGGCAGGAUAGGCAGGAGCCGGAAGCGGGGAGAUCGGAAGCGAGCUGACGUAGCCGGAAGGGGAAGCGUUCUCAGGCUGUGUUGUUGAUGUCUUUUGGAGGAGACGGUUCGUGGAAGGAUGGUGUGCGAAAAAUGUGAAAAGAAACUCGGCACAGUUAUCACUCCAGAUACAUGGAAAGAUGGUGCACGGAACACCACAGAAAGUGGUGGAAGGAAGCUGAAUGAAAACAAAGCUUUGACUUCGAAAAAAGCAAGGUUUGAUCCAUAUGGAAAGAAUAAGUUCUCCACUUGCAGAAUUUGUAAAAGCUCUGUACACCAGCCUGGUUCUCAUUACUGUCAAGGCUGUGCCUACAAAAAAGGCAUCUGUGCCAUGUGUGGAAAAAAGGUUCUGGACACCAAAAACUACAAACAGACCUCUGUCUAGAUGCUCUGGUGAACCCUCUGACCUUCUGUAGUUGUACUUUCUGCCUUGACUUCUCAAGGUAUAACAUGGAUGUUCCAUCUUACAAAAUAACCUGCUUCAAGAUGAGUGUCAGUCUAAAGCAGGGAAAUUGAUCAAUAUCCAUGCAUUUGCUAUCAUGAAGCUCUGAACAGCAGUGUUAUAACCAGGCUUCUGCCUUAAGAGGUUAUUCCUUGUGAGCAUUUUACUGAACUAGAAUAAGUGACAAAAUUAACGGAAAAGGUAUUCCUGAGUUCCAUAUGCACUUUCUAUUUAACAUUAUUCAUAUAAUUCUUAUCUGAUCCAUGUAUUUUAUUUAUAGAUAUUGCAAUCUGAAAUUACUGAUACUUUGCUCUGAAUUUGAUAUCCAGACUUAGAAUUCCUUCCUUACUCACAAAUGUCACAGUUCUUAGGAUCAGCAGUCCCUUGGUUAAAUGCAUUUUCAUUAGCUAUAGAUAUUCAAGAAAAUUAUUGCUGAAUGGUCCCUUAGUAACCAGUCCUGCCACAAGUCAAACAAGUUGCGAUUUUUUAUUGUAAAUGUUGUUGAAGCUAAAGUGCCAGUCCCUGUCUCCUGUGAACAAAGCCCAUGGAGUGCCCAUCUGUCUAGAUGGGUGCACUGCAUUUCAGAGAGAAGCAUUCUGUCCACAGCAUCUUAAAUUCAAGUGUCCUGAAAGCAGAAGGAACAGUGUCUGUUCACACGUAGUCAGGAUGAAGGUCUGUUUGGGAAUGAGUGUCCUUUGAAGCUGGAAACAAACCUUUUUAACCCUCUUCACCACCCUACCUUGCCCCACUCAGGAAAUCAAUAAAACAAGCAUUUGGCUCUG